AUGUCGAAGAAGCGGACGCUGGACUCAUUCUUCACCCCGUCUGCGAAGAAGUCGCGCAACGGAGAUGAAUCGGCUGAGACCAUUGGCCACUCCACUCAUGUCAAUUAUCCCGUUCCCAUCUCGGAGCUUCCCAGUAGCAUCGUGAAGGAGCUCUCGUCACUUCCCGCUCGCCCAGGCAGGGACAUCAAUGAUCAGCCGGAUCUGGAUCUGGUGUAUUUUGAGCCAUACAUUCCCUCAUAUCUGGCCAAAGACCUCUUUGAGUUUCUGCGCUCUGAAUUGCCGUUCUACCGAGUCGAGUACGACAUUCAGAGGGGCGGCUUCCAAACUCAUAUUCGCACACCAAGGUUCACCACGGUAUUUGGCUUGGACGAUACAGCCCGGUUUGACGACGAUGGCUCAGUCAUAGACAAGAAGUCCGGCUUCAAAGUUGUCGAUAAACUGUACCAGCGAUACCCGCCGCGACCAAUUCCCAAAUGUCUUGAUGACCUCCGUCGCUCAGCCGAGACCGCAACGGAUUGCAAGUUCAAUUUCUGCCUCGUUAAUUACUAUGCUUCAGGCACAGACAGCAUUUCCUUCCACAGCGACGAUGAGAGGUUUCUUGGGCCGGAUCCAGCGAUUGCGUCCUUCUCCCUCGGCGCGAGGAGGGAUUUCCUCAUGAAGCACAAGCCGAUACCCCCAGAUCUUGAGCAUCCAGACAGACCGCAGCCCAAACAGAUCAAAUUGCCCCUAGCCAGCGGCGACAUGAUUCUCAUGCGUGGGCGCACUCAAUCGAAUUGGCUUCAUUCAAUACCCAAGCGAACGGGCAAGAAUGCGGAGGACGGUGGGAGAAUCAACAUCACGUUCAGGAGGGCCAUGGUGAAGGAGGGAACUGAAAAUUACUACAACUAUAAUGUUGGAACCGGACCUGUCUAUCGGUGGGACAAAACGAUGCGGGAAAUGCGGUUAUCAUCCGCCAAAGACCAGCUCAAGUGA
Molecule: messenger RNA, 972 nt
Organism: Colletotrichum orchidophilum
Lineage: Eukaryota; Fungi; Ascomycota; Sordariomycetes; Glomerellales; Glomerellaceae
Product: 2OG-Fe(II)oxygenase superfamily protein
Exons: 3
Coding region: 1-972 (323 amino acids)
Biological process (GO): DNA repair
Source: RefSeq, a predicted model, not a curated record